AUGCCAAACAACGAGCUUGUCGCUGUGAAACGAUUACCAGUCAUGAGCCGUGGUUCAGCCCAUGAUCAUGGUUUCAACGCCGAGAUUCAAACCCUAGGGAGGAUUAGACACCGAUACAUCGUAAGAUUACUUGGAUUCUGUUCAAAUCACGAAACGAAUCUCCUGGUUUACGAGUAUAUGCCAAACGGAAGCUUAGGAGAAAUGCUUCACGGAAAAAGAGGAGGUCAUUUGUAUUGGGAUACAAGAUAUAAAAUCGCCAUCGAAUCUGCAAAAGGACUCUGUUAUCUCCAUCAUGAUUGUUCACCAUUGAUCCUCCAUCGUGAUGUUAAAUCCAACAACAUCCUUCUAGAUUCCAAUCUCGAAGCCCAUGUUGCCGAUUUUGGUCUUGCUAAAUUCUUACAAGAUUCCGGCACAUCUGAAUGCAUGUCCGCCAUUGCCGGUUCUUAUGGGUAUAUUGCACCAGAAUAUGCAUACACAUUAAAGGUUGAUGAGAAGAGCGAUGUAUAUAGCUAUGGUGUAGUCCUAUUGGAACUGGUCACCGGGAGAAAACCGGUUGGGGAAUUUGGAGACGGCGUUGACAUUGUGCAGUGGGUGAGAAAGAUGACCGGAGGUAACAAAGAACGGGUUUCAAAGAUUGUGGAUCCGAGACUACCCAAUGCCCCGACCCAUGAAGUGAUGCAUGUGUUUUAUGUGGCGUUGCUUUGUGUUGAAGAACAAGCGGUGGAAAGGCCUACCAUGAGAGAAGUUGUUCAGAUCUUGACGGAGCUUCCAAAGGGAGGAGAUGCGGUGGCAGCCACCACCGGUGGUGGUGGUGGCGACUCCAUGGAUUCACCUAUUUUGGCGGCGGUUACAGUGGAAUCACCGGGGAGUGGUGUUGACAACAGGGAAAAAACCAGCUUCGUGAUCUUUUAAGCAUAUGAAAUAAGAAUGUUGGGUUGGGGUUUACGUGUUAUUUGUUUAGUUUUUGAAUGUGAUUUGUAUAUGGUAGGAUUGAGUUUAUGGUAAUUAAGUAGUGAUUUCAUAUGGUUUGAUGUGUUUAAAGGAAAUGGAAUAUAAGAUUCAGGCGAAAACGUUAUUUAAAUUCAAGAUUCAGGCAACAAAAUUGAUUAAUCAUAGAUGGGUUUAAUGUAAA
Messenger RNA from Lactuca virosa, 1132 nucleotides. Lineage: Eukaryota; Viridiplantae; Streptophyta; Magnoliopsida; Asterales; Asteraceae. The record is from the annotation of a GenBank genome assembly.